AAGUAGGUAUAUAUGCACUUGAGAUGCAUGAGUGAAAGGAAUAAGGAGGUUUGGGAUCAUCAGUAAUCCAGAACAGCUCGUUAUCCUGCCAUCCAUCAGAGACUGCGAGAUGAAGACCCAGCAGCCUCUUCAUGUGGCCACUCCAGUGAGGCAGAGUCUGGCCCUGACUAAAGUAGCGGGGACCUCUGUUUACCUCAAGCUGGAUUCAUCUCAGCCCACAGGAUCCUUUAAGAUCAGGGGCAUCGGACACCUCUGCAAAACUUGGGCCGAGCGAGGAUGUGAGCGGUUUGUCUGCUGUUCAGGAGGAAACGCCGGCAUGGCAGCAGCUUAUUCUGCCCGUCAGCUCGGGGUACCUGCGACCAUAGUAGUUCCAAGUGUUACACCAAACCCAACAGUGGAGAGGCUGAAAGAUGAGGGCGCCACUGUGGUUAUUCAUGGCAAGGCUCUGAAUGAAAGCAUUGAAUACGGACAGCAGCUUGUGGCAAACAACCCCGGCUGGAUCUUCGUCUCACCCUUUGACGAUCCCCUCAUCUGGGAAGGCCACACGUCUCUGGUGCAGGAGCUGGAGCACGACCUGAAGGAGAAGCCGGGAGCGAUCGUGCUGUCGGUGGGAGGCGGAGGCCUGCUGAACGGAGUGGUGGAGGGACUGCGUCGUGCCGGCUGGGCUGACGUGCCCAUUGUAGCCAUGGAAACCUUGGGAGCACAUAGCCUCAAUGCAGCAAUGAAAGCUGGGAAGCUGGUCACGCUACCUGAAAUUACCAGUGUUGCAACCACACUGGGCCUGACGAGGGUGUCUGCUCAGACGCUUAAACUGGUCAACGAGCACACAGUGUUCUCAGAAGUAGUCACAGACCAGGAGGCUGUGAAAGCUGUGGAGCGCUUUGUAGAUGACGAGAAGGUCCUGGUGGAGCCGGCCUGCGGCGCUGCCCUGGCAGCUGUGUACAGUGACAUUAUCAAAAGGCUGCAGGAAGAGGGCAGGCUGGCAGAGCGUCUCAUGGGCCCGGUGGUCAUUGUGGUGUGCGGCGGAAACAACAUCAGCAUGGAGCAGCUAAGCAGGCUGAAAAAGCAGCUUGGUAUUUCCUAGUGUGGCCAACCAUCUCGGAUCCUUUCUUCUGUUCCUCUAUCAGCUGGUCUCAAUCCAUAAACCCCAUUAUUCAUAUACUCCAUAGAUCGAAUCAUUCCCGACUGUGUAAUUCUUUUUUUAUCUUGUGAAAAUGUUAUAAUUGUGAUGCUGCUCUGGCAGAGGUAGUUUUUGUCUAGAGAGACCUCUUUCAGGAAAACAAAAAUGUAUAAAAAGUACACUUAGACAUUUGGCUUGCAUUUGUAUUUAGCAUACUUGCUUUGUAAAAGCAUGUGUAUGUUGUUCUUCUGCUUUUGUACUUUGGAAUGUAUUUAAAAAAUAAUAAAUUAUAUUUCUGAA
Molecule: messenger RNA, 1420 nt
Organism: Dicentrarchus labrax (European seabass)
Lineage: Eukaryota; Metazoa; Chordata; Actinopteri; Moronidae
Product: L-serine dehydratase/L-threonine deaminase-like
Exons: 8
Coding region: 110-1084 (324 amino acids)
Biological process (GO): L-threonine catabolic process; L-serine catabolic process
Molecular function (GO): pyridoxal phosphate binding; L-serine ammonia-lyase activity; threonine deaminase activity
Source: RefSeq, a predicted model, not a curated record